AUGGAAAACAAGACAUAUGGUUCACUGGAGGAUUCACACGGGAUACAAGUCAUAUCUGUGUUCUAAAAGUCAUGAUUUUACAAUGGAGAGAAAAUAUAUCACACACACAGAAGAAGGUUCACAAUGGAGGGAAGCCAUAUCAUUGUUCUGAAUGUGAAAAAACUUUUACAAGCAAGAGUGAGAAGCCUUACAGUACACCAACACUGGAGAGUUCACACUGGAGAAGCCAUAUCAGUGUUCUGAAUGUGAUAAAGCUUUUACUCAGAAAUCACAUCUUAUCAAGGUCACCAGAGUAUUCACACUGGAGAGAGAGCCAUAUCAGUGUUUUUACUGAAUGUGAUAAAACUUUUACACAGAAAGUCACAUCUUAUCUGAAUGUGACACCACAGGAGGAUUCACACUGGAGAGAAGUCAUAUCAGUGUUCUGAAUGUGAUAAAGCUUUUUCACAGAAGUCAAGUCUUAUCACACACCAGAGGAUUCACACUGGA
This is a messenger RNA of Staurois parvus, 489 nucleotides long. NCBI's taxonomy places the organism in Eukaryota, Metazoa, Chordata, Amphibia, Anura, Ranidae. The record is from the annotation of a GenBank genome assembly.